UGCAGCAUCAGUGCAAAAAAAAGACAGGAGGAAAAGGCACGAGUCGGUGGACUGGACCGAGAAACAAUACAGAGAUAGAAGAAGAGACACGGAGAGGAGCCUGAGAAGAGGAGAAACAUCCAGAGGAGACACCUGCAGAGGCAGCUCCUGAAGAAGCGUUUGUGGAGCUGACGCAGUGAGGAGGCGGCGAGGCGCACUCACAGUUGGACUGUAAAGGAAACAAACACACCCACCAACUUACUGCUGUUUACUCCUCCCAGCGCUCCCUCAGCUCCGGGCGGUCCCUGGAGUGUGUGUCUGCCUUGGUGUGCGUGGGUGUGUGUGUGUGUUUCUUUAUGUGUUGAUGAGUGUGUGGGUGUCUUGCAUCACUUUUGAUGGGACAUUGAGAGAUGUGUGUGUCACAGAGUCGGUGGAUGGGCUGUAGGGGGAUGUGCUCCCCCGCCCUCCCGCUGGUCCUCCUCCUCCUGCUCCCUCUGUCCUUCCUCUCCUCCACGCCUCCGUUUGCUCAGGGAGCCAUCCACAUCCCCGAAAGCUAUACAAAAGACAACAUAUUUCAGCCUCCGGUGCUGACAGAGAUGCCAAAAUCACACACAGUGUUUUCUCUAGAAGACUUCAAUCUGGCCUGUGAGGCCACUGGAACCCCGACACCCACAUUCCGUUGGCUGAAAGAUGGCGAGUUGUUCGGAUCAGAGACUGAAGGAUCCGGAACGCUGAGAGGCGACAAUUCUUCCCUGGAUAUGUUAGAGGGUGAAUACCGCUGCUACGCCUCCAACAGUCUGGGCACCGCCAUGACACAAGCCGUCAAAGUCAACGUAGAGCCUCAGCCAGUUCUCAUGAAACAGCAAGUCAUGCGUGAACAAGGAGACGUGGGACAGAGUAUGGUCCUGUCCUGCAACCCUCCAGAAAGCUCGCCUCCUCCCAACAUCCACUGGAUGAACAUGAAGUUGAUGCACAUUACUCGGAGUGAGAGAGUGACGAUCGGCCUGGAUGGGAAGCUGUACUUCGCGAACCUCAUGGAGAGUGACAGGAAAAAGGACUACAUCUGCCACGCCCAGUACAGAGAGGCCAGGACUAUUCUACCUGCCACUGCUGUCUCCCUCUCUGUCAAGCCGAGUAACAGCGUGGCUCAUGGAGGAAAGCCCGAGUUCUUCCAUCACAGGAACCACUCCCAAAUAUCAGCCCUCAAGGGGAACAGCGUCACCCUGGAAUGUUUACCCAAAGGCCUACCCACACCUAAGGUGGAAUGGAAGAAAAAGGAUGGUGUCCUGGCAGACACAACCGGCCAAGUUAUUAACUUUGACCGCUGGCUCCACUUCGACAGCAUCACCCUGGAUGACGACGGCGAGUACGAAUGCAAAGCCUCCAAUGCCCACGGCAGCAUCACGCGCUCCUUCACGGUCACUGUGGAAGCGGCUCCUUACUGGGUGAAGGAGCCUCAGAACCUGAUGUACACUCCCGGGGAAACAGUCCGACUGGACUGUCAGGCUGACGGCAUCCCGAGGCCCAGCAUCACCUGGAGAAUCAACGGUCAGCUGUUAACAGAAGUGGAUGAAGAACCUCGGCGCACGGUGACCGGAGGAACGCUCAUAAUGAAAGACGUGAACAUUGGCGACACGGCCGUGUACCAGUGUGAAGCCAAAAACGGCCACGGCUCCAUCCUCCUCAACACCUACCUCUACGUCGUCGAGCUCCCCCCUCAGAUCCUGUCCCCUGAUGGGUUCAUCUACAACGUCACCAAGGGCCGAGACGUCGCACUGCACUGUGAGUCUUUUGGCUCGCCACGACCCCGCGUCACAUGGGACCGGGAGGACACAGGUGCUCUGCUGUCGGACCCUCUGCUGUAUCCUCGUAUCUCCAUUCUGACCAACGGGACCCUCAAGCUGUCCGAUGUCAGCCACAACGACAGCGGCGAGUACAUCUGCUCCGUACAAAACACCAACAUCUCCAUCACGGCCAAGCUGGACGUCUUCCGUCCAAGUGAGAUACUGACGGGCCCCCAGGCCGUUCGCGUUGUCCAGGGAGAGAGCGCCUUCCUGGACUGUGACGUCGACACCGAUCCUCGGCUGAGGGAUUACCAGGUUGUCUGGAAGAAAGGGAAUCGCAAACUAGAAGAGACAUCAGUAGAUGACAAGUACACCUUCCUCAAGAACAACACGCUGAAAGUGACAGACGUCCAAUUAAAUGACAGCACAGAGUAUUCCUGUGAGGUCAUCACUAAAGUGGACAACGUGAUUGCACAGGGCUCCAUCACUGUCGUAGCAAAACCGGACCCUCCCAGCGGUCUGACUCUGUCUAAUGCUGAGGGGGUCAGUGUGACUCUCAGCUGGAGCCCAGGACUCUCCCACAACAGCCCCAUCACAGAGUUCAUCAUUCAGGCUCGGGAGGAGUACCACACGGAGGAGAGGAAGUGGACGUGGGAGGAACUGAAGAAAGUGCCGGGCGACUUCAACCACGUGGAGCUGACCCUCCAUCCAUUCUCCACCUACCGAUUCCGGGUCAUCGCCAUCAACGAGGUUGGCAGGAGCAGACACAGCAACCCCUCAGACCACCACAGCACGCCACCUGCUGCUCCCUCCAUCAACCCUACAGGAGUGCGCAGUAACUCCGCAGAACCAGGGACACUGAUCAUCACGUGGGAUGAGAUAGACAAGCGUUUCCAUAACGGCCAGGACUUCCAGUACGAGGUGCUGUGGAGGGAGGCCGACGGGUCAAAUGUAAACUGGAACUCCGGCCGUGUGAGGUCUCCACCGUUCAUAGUGAACAACACAGGAACGUACACACCGUUUGAGAUCAAAGUCCGAUCGGUCAACGCCCUCGGAGGAGGACCGGACCCAGAGCCGGAGAUCGGGCACUCCGGAGAGGACAAGCCAGAGGAAGCGCCGACUGGAGUUUCAACCACGGUGAUGAACAGCACCGUCAGAGUGAGCUGGAAGGAAGCCGAGAGGGUCCGAGGUCGGCUGCUGGGAUACAGGAUCUACUAUAAGAGGCUGGGUCCCAAGGCCGAACGGAGCCGGAGGUCUCUCAGACAAUCCCAACAUGAGGAGGAGAGAGGAGAAAGGUCAAAACAAUCGAGUGAGACAGACGAGCACAGCUGGCAGGUGGAGGAGGUUGACCAUAGCAAGACCUCAGCGGAGGUGACGGGGCUGCGACUGUUUUCUGAGUAUGAGCUGACGGUCACUGCGUUUAACAGCAAAGGGGAGAGUCCUCAGUCCCCGCCGCACCACUUCCACACGCCGGAGGGAGUUCCUGGUCCUCCUGCAUCUCUGGAGUUUGAAAGCCCGACAGAAAAAUCCCUGAUUCUCUCCUGGAGCCCUCCGGCUGAGACCAACGGCGUUCUGCAGGGAUACAUAGUGCAGUACCAACAGGAGGUGGAGAGCAAAAACAGUCCUGUGGAGAUACUGAAUGUCAAUGAUCCCAAAGUAAAGCACAUCACGCUGGACAACCUGGAUCCCAACAGCCAUUACGUCUUCAAAGUGAUAGCACGCACAAAGACUGGAGAAGGCCCUCCCAUCACACGCAGGGGAGCCACUCUGCUUGAUGGAGAGCCUCCGAAAAACAUCACAGUAACCUCUGGUAACACAUCAGUCAACCUGAGCUGGGUGCCCGGAGAGAGAAACCGAAACCACGGCUUCCACAUCCAAUACCUCAAGAAGAGCGGAGGCGGUGGGUGGGAGAAGUCAGAACAGGUCAACACUACGCAGGGUUUCUAUACGCUGACGGGCCUCCAACCAGGAGCUCAGUACCACCUGAAGGUCGUGCAUGGAAACUCCACUCAUUGGGAAGGCGAGGCAAAGACCGUGGAACCACUGCCGUCAGAGAUAACCGGCAGGUUCGCCACCCAAGGCUGGCUGAUCGGACUCAUCAGCGCCAUCGUGCUGCUGGUUCUCAUACUGCUCAUCCUCUGCCUUAUCAAACGCAGCAAGGGCGGCAAAUAUGCAGUGAAGGACAAAGAAAGCAAGGAGGUGGACUCUGAAGCUCGACCAAUGAAAGAUGAAGCCUUUGGAGAGUACAGCGAUGGCGAUGAGAAGCGCUCGGACAGCCAGCAGUCUCUGGAGGAAAGUAAGAUGGGCAGCGUCGACUCUCUGGCUGAAUACGGGGACAGUGUGGACAUCCAGUUCAACGAGGACGGCUCCUUCAUCGGCCAGUACAGCGGCCGGGCAUCUGUUCCCCACGGCAACGAGAGCUCGGGCCCCGCCUCCCCCGUUAAUGCAGUCCCGCCUCCCCCCGUUGCUCCCUCCAUGUCGAGCAUCCUAAACCGGCCCAGCUAGACACACACUGCAAAACAUACACACACACACACACACACACAACUAUAACCAAAUGCAAAGGGACAGACCACUUCAGACUCCACUGCCUGUUACCACACACACACACACACACACACACACACACAAUGUCAGUACAUUCCACUGGUUUAUGCAGUGAAGCUGUUUACAGGAUGUCUCACUUUUCAACACAAAGUUUACACACACACACACACACACACACACACACACACACACAUACAACGCCGUGAUUAGAAACUCGUAUGAGCGAACAAACUGAGGUGAGAGCUGCACCAGCUGCUCCUGAACUCACUGAGUCGUGUUACAUGAGCUCAGUCUGUUUACUGAACAUGUAAAACUUCUGAUUUUGUAACAGCUGAGAUGGUGUUGGGGACGUGUAGCUCGGCGAGCAAACGCAGCGAAUGUUAUUCUUGCAGCAUUUGAUUCAGCUUCACAUUUCAGUAACUACUCACACAGAUUAACACCCAAAUGAGUCCUUGGAGACAGUUUAAGAGCUAUGAAACUUAAAUUAAAUUCAUAAUAAAGGGAUACAUUUUUAAAACACAGCCAAGUUCUUAUGUAAGAUUAUUAAUGAAUAUUAAAAUUCUGGACUAACUUUUUGUAGUCAGUGACUACAAAGCAAACAGUUUGCUGGUCUGUUCGGAGCUCUGGAAGAACCAAGUGACAGCUGAUUGGCUAACGGUGAAUAUCAGCUUAAACAUAAAAAUAAAAUAAUAAAGCUUAUUAAUACUAAUUCUGAUAAAGGAUCCAUUCUCUGUGCAUUUGAACUAAUGCAGUUUGAGCUUCUGAUGUCCUCUCCGUACCCUUCAUGACGAGUUCUGACACCUCAGCAUAUCUCAAACUAGAAAGUCACCUGAGCGGCUGCAGGUGGAGCUUCCUCUGAGGGUCUUUGGUCUAACUCGGUGCCGUUCAGACUGACACAUAUCUCUGGAUUUAUCUGGACUUCACCAGGUUUGUAGUUACCAUGUUGUGGUUUGAUUACACGAUGGAAAGCUUUCUAAUUGGACACAAACAAUUUACUGUUUACUAAAGUCUUUCCUGAUUUGAUGAAUGUAAUUGCGAAUUAAGCUGGGACUCGCUGAGAUGGCCUUAAAGUGAAACCAGUCUCAGUCUCAUAAGGAAAUGAGUUUCAUGGCUCAGAGUGUUGCGUCUGAUUCUGGGUUGCUCCAUCUGUCCACCAGGACAAAGCUGCUCUUUGACUUUUUACAUUAGUUUGAGUGGUGUUUGCACAUGACGCAGUAAAAUUAGACUUUAAAUAGAAACUUAGAGAAGCUGGUGCAGCUCAGCCCAGGAGAUGAUUUAUGGGAGAGCGUCACAAAGAAAAAGGAAAAAUCUGGGAGUUUUUCAUCUUUCAUCUUGGACCAAAUCACUUUAUUUCAUCGUAAACAAACAUUUCAGUCUCUUUUUGUUUCAUUAGCAUAUUUAUAUGUAGACUUUUUAUAUUUAUAUGUUUUUGUUACCAACUUAUGUAUCUGAGUUUGCAUGCAUGCGUCAUGGAACAGUUUUUGCUAUUUAUAGAUGCAUGCCAGCUUCCAGGCAUUUCUAAAGCAUUUCAUUGAUAUUUGAGUUAAAGAGCGUGACUGUUACGCUGUGUGUGUGUGUGUGUGUGUGUGUGUGUGUGUGUGUGUGUGUGUGUGUGUGUGUGUGUGUGUGUGUGUGUGUGUGCUUGUUCUCCAUCCCUGCCCUUUGACCUGCAGAGAGGGGAGCUCUGUUGCCUUAAGAGAGUCCAGAUGAACCUCCUCUCCUGCCUCUUCCUGUUAGUCAUUUCUCCUCAGACGCAGCUUCAUGUGGAAAAGUUUUCAUGCUGCAGUUUCUGCAGACGUCCAUUACACCCGGUAAAUGGCCAGCAGGCGGCACAGUUCACUGCUUCAGAUGUUUCAGGGCUGCUUUUGAAUAUGAUUGGACAAAUUCCUAUGCACACACACACACGCACACACACACACACAUAUGCUGAUGAACACAUGAAGUGGAGGCCCACAUGGCGGGUCCUCUGUAGCAAAACGGACCCUGUGACGGAGCGAGGGAGGAGGCGGAGGAGAAAGAGGAUCAGAUGUAAUCGCUCUCUGAAUGUAAAUAGAACCUUGAGAUUGUCAGUUUUUUUUUUUUUAUUUCCAUUGCUUCUUUUCUAAAAUCAUUGAAUUGCAAUUUGUCUUUUUAUCUUUUGCUCUGUUUGAUUUUGUACUUGUAUUUUGUAUCAACACCCUCCCCUCCAUCGUCUAAUCUUAGGGUUUCCUUUCGUGUCGCUCAGUAGCCUCGAGACGUUUAGCGAAGAUUAGAACCGUAGAGAGAAAAAACACUUCAUUCAUUCAGUUUCUUUAUAACGCGUAGCAAUGCAGCUAAUAAUACUGAUUAUUAAAAAGCUAUGUCAUAAAUGUUUCUACAGCUCGCUGUGGCAGAGCUGAUGUUCUCUGGAUGGACCCGCACUGGAAACAGUCUUAUAGCUCAGAGGGUUUAUUUCGUUGCCUUGGACACGCUGCACUGAUGCCACUGCUGAUCAAUAAAAAAUCAAUCUGAUGAAAAUAUGUGACGCAGGAUUACACACAGGGACCCCCGUGUUCGGACCCAGAGCUGACGCUUAUUCUUAAAGUUUGUCGAGCAGAGAGACAAACCCGACGAAGCGAUUCACGCAAACCGCGCGCAGCCCAUCCUACCAGCCGUGGAUGUCACCUGGAUUUCUUGAGUACUAUUUUCAGAGGCGGAUUAAUACAUGUUUGAUUCUUUAAUGAGUAUUUGUCACAGCAGGACAGCGUUUGUGACUCACAUUCAGAACAAUAACCACUUACUGUAGAUAUAAAACUUUAAACAACCUUCCAAAAUGAUAGUUUCCCAUAAAAACAAAGUUCAUUACUAUCCAGCAAAUAAAUUCUCAUUAUAGUUGAAUUCGUAUGUUGUUCUGUAGUGAGUGUCUGUGACUGCAGGAGGGUGAAUGGGUUUUCCCCUCCAUCUGUGGCUCUGAGGUAUAAACUGGUGCGCUCAUCCCACACCAUCAAACACGAUAUUAUUCCUACUUUUAUUUUCACUUGCUCAUUAGGCCACAAAUGAAUUCAAACAGGCAGGAGCAUUUUCUGGGAUGCAGGGAAUUACAUCACUGUGGUUCUCUACUGUGUGUUUGUGUGACCAUAAACUACAUCUAAAGGAUGGAUGUAGCUUUUGGGCCUGAAAAAGGUGAAGUCAACCUAGAAAAAACCUGCAUUCUUUCCAAAGCCCUGCAGGGGGCGACUCCUCUGGCUGUGUCACUGUGUCUGUGACUCAGUGACAGGCCUGUCCUACAUUUUAGGACAGGGCGUCUCUUCCCCUCAAUGCUCACUUCAGGCGUCAAAAAACAAAUCUUACUAGAGAAAACUUGAUGUUUCACAGUUUCCAGACAAAAAGUGAGCCCACAUCCAGCACUGGUUUCGGUCUUUUCAGUGGAUUUUCCUGCAAAAGAAAAACUACAAGCGAGCUAGAGAAAGCUAGAGUGAACUCAUGUACAGGGAACUGCGUAUCUCGAGCUGAUUAAUCACUGCUGAUUGUGAAAUAACAGCAGCAAGCAAACGCUCGUUUCCUUUAUGUACAAUAAUCCAAAGUCCGACCUCAUCUUGUUGCCUUGAUGGCGUCUCCCCGCCCUCGACCCCACUCCCGUCCGUCUGUCUCUCUGCUCUGACUCUGCUGUACAGCCCUGUCUGUCUGUUUUUGUCGCAGCCUUUUUUUUAUACAUACAUGGGGAAAAAACAACAAUAUUAAAAAACACUUAAAAAAAAUAAAAGACAAAAAUGUAGUUAUGCAUAAUAAUUCUGCUUACAAUAACAACAGUGCUGUAAUCUAAUCAGCUACGAUGAUGACGUCAGUGUCUUCCUCAUGUGGUCAGUAACACAAUGAAUCAGUAUCACAGGAUCUAGCAGGGAGGUUAAAGUGGGAGGAGGGGAGGGAGAGGGAGGGGAGAAAAGGAGUCACACAUAUGUAUACAGGAGAGGGGCUGCGUGGGGUGGGAGGGGGUUACUACAAUAUUGAGGUGUGCUGAUGUUGUACCUGCUUGUUGCGUUGUGCGCUGAGCUGUAUCUGACGAACUAACCCAACUGUCAACUAAUAAACAUGGACUACGCAUAUCCUUAA
Oreochromis aureus is the source of this 8378-nucleotide messenger RNA. Its product is annotated as neural cell adhesion molecule L1.1-like. The coding region runs from base 390 to 4268 and encodes 1292 amino acids. The record is from RefSeq and is a predicted model, not a curated record. Gene Ontology annotation, biological process: axon guidance; cell-cell adhesion. NCBI's taxonomy places the organism in Eukaryota, Metazoa, Chordata, Actinopteri, Cichliformes, Cichlidae. The transcript is spliced from 28 exons. Gene Ontology annotation, molecular function: protein binding. Gene Ontology annotation, cellular component: plasma membrane; axon.